This is a messenger RNA of Hemicordylus capensis (graceful crag lizard), 2051 nucleotides long. RefSeq names its product chaperonin containing TCP1 subunit 3 (gene CCT3). The coding region runs from base 124 to 1761 and encodes 545 amino acids. The record is from RefSeq and is a predicted model, not a curated record. Lineage: Eukaryota; Metazoa; Chordata; Lepidosauria; Squamata; Cordylidae. Gene Ontology annotation, molecular function: ATP-dependent protein folding chaperone; ATP binding; ATP hydrolysis activity. Gene Ontology annotation, biological process: protein folding. The transcript has 14 exons. Gene Ontology annotation, cellular component: chaperonin-containing T-complex.
UUGGCCGGGCGCCCGCGGCAGGCGGGUUAGGCUGCCCGGGCGCGGUGAAACGGCCCUUUUUUCCCUCUCGGGUUGCUCCUCCAGAAGGUUCCGCGCCAGGUUCCUGCUCGCCUCGCCGCGAAGAUGAUGGGCCCGCGACCCGUCCUCGUGCUCAGUCAGAACACCAAGCGUGAAUCUGGAAAGAAAGUCCAGGCUGGAAACAUAAAUGCUGCUAAGACCAUUGCUGAUAUCAUCAGAACAUGUUUAGGACCAAGGGCCAUGAUGAAGAUGCUGUUGGAUCCAAUGGGUGGGAUCGUGGUGACCAACGACGGGAAUGCUAUUCUUAGAGAAAUUCAAGUCCAGCAUCCAGCAGCCAAGACCAUGAUUGAGAUCAGUCGCACUCAGGAUGAAGAAGUGGGCGAUGGUACUACAUCUGUGAUUAUUCUUGCUGGAGAGAUGCUGGCGGUCGCAGAGCACUUCCUCGAGCAGCAGAUGCACCCGACGGUGAUCAUCAGCGCGUACCGGAAGGCGCUGGACGACAUGAUCAGCGCCCUGAAAAAGAUCAGCACACCCGUCGAUGUCGGCAACCGCGAAGCCAUGCUCAAAAUCAUCUACAGCGCCAUCAACACCAAGGCGAUCAGCCGCUGGUCCGACCUGGCCUGCAAGAUCGCCCUUGAUGCCGUCCGGACGGUAGAGUUGGAGGAGAAUGGCAGGAAGGAAAUUGACAUCAAGAAAUACGCCAAAGUCGAAAAGAUUCCCGGCGGCAUGAUUGAGGAGUCCUGUGUCCUCCGUGGGGUCAUGAUCAACAAGGACAUCACCCACUCCCGGAUGCGUCGCACCAUCAAGAACCCUCGCAUCGUCCUGCUGGACUGCUCGCUGGAGUACAAGAAAGGCGAGAGCCAGACCGACAUUGAAAUCACCCACGAGGAGGACUUUGCUCGCAUCCUGCAGAUGGAGGAGGAGUUCAUUCAGCAGAUGUGCGAGCACCUGAUCAGAGUCAAGCCGGACCUCAUCAUCACAGAGAAAGGAAUCUCAGACCUGGCCCAGCAUUUCCUGAUGAGAGCCAACAUCAGUGCGAUCCGCCGGGUGAGGAAAACGGACAACAACCGCAUUGCAAGGGCCUGUGGGGCACGCAUCGUCAGCCGCACGGACGAGUUGCGCCCGGAGGAUGUUGGGACCGGGGCCAGGCUCUUUGAAGUGAAGAAGAUCGGGGACGAGUACUUCAGCUUCAUCACCGACUGCAAGGAGCCCAAGGCCUGCACCAUCAUGCUCCGAGGCGCCAGCAAAGAGAUUCUCGCAGAGGUGGAGCGCAACCUCCACGAUGCCAUGCAGGUCUGUCGCAAUGUCUUGAUUGACCCCCAGCUGGUGCCGGGAGGCGGGGCUUCCGAGAUGGCUGUGGCUCACUCCUUGACGGAAAAAUCCAAGGUCAUGACCGGAGUGGAGCAGUGGCCCUACCGGGCGGUGGCCCAGGCUCUGGAAGUCAUCCCCAGGACCCUCAUUCAGAACUGUGGUGCCAGUACCAUCCGGGUACUCACCUCGCUGCGGGCCAAGCACACCCAGGAAGGCAGUCAGACCUGGGGAGUGAACGGGGAGACGGGCGCCUUGGUGGACAUGAAGGAGCUGGGGAUAUGGGAGCCGCUGUCGGUCAAACUGCAGACCUACAAGACCGCAAUGGAGACUGCUGUCCUCCUGCUGCGCAUCGAUGAUAUUGUUUCAGGACACAAGAAGAAAGGGGACGAUCAAAGCAAGCAGCCGGCUGCCCCAGCCACACCCCAAGAGUAACUCGGGGCGGGGUUGGGGAGCCCCUGAGGAAAGCCCCGCCCCUCGGCACGCAGGCCACAGAACGACACCCCGGAGGAAACGUGGGCUCCUGCUUUUCUUGACCACCCUGGGUUCGUGAGCGAUCCGAGUCCAAAUAAUAUUGGUUUGUUGGAAGCCGGCGGAGGAGAGGAGGAGGAAGGGCCGCUGGUGCGUUAGUCCCACCCUUUGAUUCAGGAGACACUGACGCUUUAUUUAAGUGUAUACUGUAGCUUCUUUGUGGCUUUGAUAAUAAAAACGUCACUUCACAUUCA